AUGGCAGACCAUCAGUACAUCUUCGACGUCACCAUGACCUGCGGUGGCUGCUCAGGCGCUGUCGAACGCGUCCUCAAGAAGAUGGACGGCGUCAAGUCCUUCGAGGUUAGCCUCGACACGCAAAAGGCGACGGUCACCACCGAGCCCACCGUCAGCUACGAGAACGUCCUUGCGGUCAUCAAGAAGACCGGAAAGUCGGUCACCAAGGGCGAAGCUGAUGGCGUCGAGAUGGCGGCUUGA
Messenger RNA from Arthroderma uncinatum, 240 nucleotides. RefSeq lists its product as uncharacterized. Gene Ontology annotation, biological process: copper ion transport. Gene Ontology annotation, molecular function: metal ion binding; copper chaperone activity. The record is from RefSeq and is a predicted model, not a curated record. Bases 1 to 240 code for a protein of 79 amino acids. The transcript has 2 exons. Gene Ontology annotation, cellular component: cytosol. NCBI's taxonomy places the organism in Eukaryota, Fungi, Ascomycota, Eurotiomycetes, Onygenales, Arthrodermataceae.